Cucurbita pepo subsp. pepo (vegetable marrow) is the source of this 2690-nucleotide messenger RNA. NCBI's taxonomy places the organism in Eukaryota, Viridiplantae, Streptophyta, Magnoliopsida, Cucurbitales, Cucurbitaceae. The record is from RefSeq and is a predicted model, not a curated record.
CACACACACACACAAAGCUCUGAAAUCCCUCUUUAUCUUUCUCUCCCACAUUUUGAAGCUCAGAUCUCAAAGAAACAAGGGAUUUCUGAAUUUUCCUGCAAAAAAAUAAACCCAAAAGAAAAGCAAAAUCCGCCAUUGUUUUUGAGAAAGGGUUUAGCGAAGGAAGGAAGGAAGGAAGGAAGGAAGAAAGCUGAAGAAAGUGGGAAUUUGUGGAAUCAGAUGUCUCUCAUAUGAGAUGAAGACCCAUUCCCAUUUCAACAUUCAUCUUUUCUUCCAAAUUUUCCUCUUCUUCGGCACUCUUUUCUGCCUCUCCUCUGCUGUUUCUGACGACCUUCUUCAACUUUCCGGCCAUGGCGGCCGAGGCCGCGGCCUCACCGACGCCGAAGCUCACUACAUCCGUCAGCGCCAACUUCUUUCCGUCAGAGACGAAUUCGGCGACCGUGGUGAAGAAGUCACCGUCGAUCCCAAGCUUGUUUUUGAAAACGACAGAAUCAGAAAUGCUUACAUAGCGUUACAAGCUUGGAAGCAAGCGAUUCUCUCUGAUCCUUUCAAUCUCACUCAGAAUUGGGUUGGAUCUGAUGUUUGUAGCUACAAUGGGGUUUUCUGUGCUCCGGCGCCGGAUAAUUCCUCGAUCCGUACGGUCGCCGGUAUCGACCUCAACCAUGGCGACAUUGCCGGUUACUUACCGGAGGAGCUUGGUCUUCUUGUGGAUCUUGCAUUGUUCCAUGUAAACUCGAAUCGCUUCUGUGGGACUGUUCCUCACAAGUUCAAGAACUUGAAGCGGUUGUUUGAGUUGGAUCUGAGCAACAAUCGCUUCGCCGGAAAGUUCCCUCGGGUGGUUCUUAAGCUGCCGGAGCUGAAGUUUUUGGAUCUGAGAUUUAAUGAGUUUGAAGGAACUGUCCCCAAGGAGCUUUUCGACAAGGAUUUGGACGCCAUUUUCAUCAACCAUAACAGAUUCCGGUUUGACUUGCCGGAAAAUUUCGGGAACUCGCCGGUUUCGGUUAUUGUUCUUGCGAAUAACAAAUUUCAUGGGUGUGUUCCGGGGAGCAUUGGGAAUAUGACGAGAUUGAAUGAGAUUAUUUUGAUGAAUAAUGGGUUUCGAUCGUGUUUGCCGUCGGAGAUUGGGUUUCUGAAGAAUCUGACGGUGUUUGAUGUGAGUUUUAAUGAGUUUUUUGGGAGUUUGCCGGAGACGAUCGGCGGAAUGGUGAGUUUAGAGCAGCUGAAUGUGGCGCAUAAUUUCUUGUCUGGGAAGAUUCCGGAGAGUAUCUGUAAAUUGCCGAAUCUGCAGAACUUUACUUACUCUUACAAUUUCUUUACGGGAGAGGCGCCGUCGUGCUUGGCUUUGCCGGAUUUUGAUGACCGGAGGAACUGUCUACCUGACCGGCCGGUACAGCGGUCUGAGAGGCAAUGUAAGUCGUUCUUGUCUAAGCCUGUGGAUUGCAGUUCUUUUGGAUGUCCUUCUUAUGUUGCUCCCUCGCCACCUGUAACGGUGCCUUCUCCGCCACCUGUUGUUGUUCCGUCGCCGUCGCCACCUGUUGUUGUUCCGUCGCCGUCGCCACCUGUUCCCACUCCUUCGCCACCUACUUCCGAAUCACAUCCCAUUUACCGACCACGCCCUCCGCCACCUCCAUCCCCCUCUCCCCCUCCGCCGCCUGUUUACUCUCCCCCGCCGCCUCCACCAUCCCCACCACCACCCCCCACCGGUUUACUCUCCGCCCCCACCGGUUUACUCUCCACCCCCGCCUCCACCAUCACCCCCACCACCAUCGCCCCCACCGCCAUCACCCUCACCACCUCCACCGCCUUCUCCUCCCCCACCAUCACCGGUGUAUUGUGUACGUCCAUCACCCCCACCGCCACCACCAAACUCUCCCCCACCUCCUCCUCCCUUGUUCUCACCACCCCCACCUGUUUACUACUACAAUUCACCACCACCGCCCAACUCUCCACCUCCGCCGCCAUUGUACUCUCCUCCUCCACCUNGGUGUAUUGUGUACGUCCAUCACCCCCACCGCCACCACCAAACUCUCCCCCACCUCCUCCACCUGUCUAUUCUCCCCCUCCACCAGUCUAUUCACCGCCCCCACCACCGCCGUGUAUAGAGCCUCCUCCACCUCCACCGCCACCAUGUAUUGAGUAUCAUGAACCCCCACCCCCACCAUCACCCUCACCACCUCCGCCAAUCCAAUACCUUCCUCCGCCAUCUCCUUCACCCCCACCACCACCACCUCCCACCCCAGUUUACCAUUCACCUCCACCGCCAGUCUAUUACUCUCCCCCACCACCACCAUCACCAUCUCCACCUCCACCACCUGCAUCACCACCACCAUCACCUGUAUACGAAGGCCCACUACCACCAAUCUAUGGAGUUUCGUACGCCUCUCCCCCACCUCCACCCUACUAUUGAUUCUUUUGAGAAAUUUUCCUCCUCUAACCUUACCUCAAACUCAAGCACUGAAGAAGGAGAAAUCCACACCAUGCCCUCUUUUAAAUCUUCUUCAAUGCACUAAAAGUUUCCCAAUCUCCAUUAUUUUUCCUCCUCUGAGGAAGAAUAAUAUAGACUUUUAAGGAUUAUAUUUAUUUCUGCAACUUAAAAGCGGCCAUGCCAUGUUCUUCUCUCUUACAAACAUCCCUUGUUUACACACAGAGAGUUUGAGGUAAGAGGGAAAAUCUCUUCUUAUUUGUUUGAA